CUCGGCAAAUGAUGCGUCUUCAAAUUGAAGAUGGCGAGGACAUUGGUUUUUGGAUGCACGCCAAAGCUGUCUUCAAUCGUGAAUUUCACACCAUGAACACCAAUAUUCACGCUCUUGCCCUUUUCUUGCAUCCGAGACGAAAAAAUGCAUGCACACAUGCACACUCAGAACAAUGGUAGCAUUGACACGGACCUGGCGACAGAUCUCAAUGCAAAUUUCACAUGGACACCUCCACUGGCAAGCCGAAGCCAGGUUGACGACGAGCUGGAGGGGCCGGAAAGCUUAACGGAGGAUGAGGUUGCAGCUGCCUUUGACGAGAUCGAGCAAUGCAUUGCGGAAUUCCCAUCAGCUAUUGAUCCCCAGCUGGAAGGGUACGAGAUCUUGGCGGGAAAGGUGUACGACAUCGCCGAGCUGGAACAGGUUGACAAAGGAAUUGUCCCCGCAGCUUUCGAAGAUAAUGUUCAGCAGGUGGGAUCUGACUCGGAGGAUGGUUUGUCUUGGGAUGUGCAGUCUCUGUUGACUAUGAAGGGUGUCUCGUCAAUGUAAUAAUCAGUAGUAUUAUGCAACGUUGAUGCAAUGUGUCUGGGAGUUUUGCCAAGUUUUGCCAGUGCGCCAAGUGCCAGUUGUGCCGGCACUUGGUCGCAACUCAGCCCAAAGUAGUUUUGCCCCCUACACUAUGUAUUUGCCAGAAUCCAUAU
Suillus paluster is the source of this 698-nucleotide messenger RNA. RefSeq lists its product as uncharacterized. Bases 145 to 546 code for a protein of 133 amino acids. The transcript has a single exon. NCBI's taxonomy places the organism in Eukaryota, Fungi, Basidiomycota, Agaricomycetes, Boletales, Suillaceae. The record is from RefSeq and is a predicted model, not a curated record.